This is a messenger RNA of Fusarium musae, 1833 nucleotides long. RefSeq lists its product as uncharacterized. The record is from RefSeq and is a predicted model, not a curated record. Lineage: Eukaryota; Fungi; Ascomycota; Sordariomycetes; Hypocreales; Nectriaceae. The transcript has 3 exons. Bases 1 to 1833 code for a protein of 610 amino acids.
AUGUCCUCACUAAGAGAAAGUAACGAGAAGUACAAUGAGUGGAGUAAGAAACAGGAAAGGUUAACAAACACCCUUUUGGAGAAACUCGACCUGAUGAACGGUCAUUUGGAGUUGCGCAGUGAUGGCCUAACGACGAAUGAAGAAGUCAAGAUGAUGGCGGAUAAGUUAGAAACGAACAUUAUCUCCCGUUUGAUGUCUGAGAUACAGAAGAUAAUCUCGUCUCAAAAUGAUGCAAAACAGUCAGCCGGGUCUCUUCAGGAUAUCGUCCAGGAGCACUUUGAGAAGCUGCAUAACAACAUCGCCGAUCAACAGGAGACUCAAUCAAAAGGUCAGCAGUGGCAUAAGCAAACACACCAGGCUCUCGUUGAGCAUCUGGGGGACAUUUCUGCCAAAACUCUCGCCACCCAGAAGACCUGCGACGAAACAAAUAAAAGUUUAGCCAGACUUGCUACUGGCCAUUCGGUUUGGCAAGAAGGGUUCCAGACUCAUAUUGACGACAGGUUAGCCAAACAGCUUCAAGACCGUGAAUCAAAGAUCGGGGAUCUGGAGAAAACUCUGCACCAGAUCUCUCAAGAAUGGUCUAAGAAGCUCGAUCUCAUGAAAACUUCCAUGCUUGAGAGCGACGAGCAGGCCAAAGAAUACUUGCAAGCAACUAUUUGUGAUAUCAAAACUACGCUCACGACAAAGCUUGAGGAGGAAAGGGUUGCCUCAGAGAAAGAGAUCUCCAAGUCUGAAACUAUGCAGGCAGCGGUAGAGGCUCAUCUUCAACAAGUCAAAAUUCAACUCGAAGGGAUGUCAUCGAUUGGUCCAGAAUCUCAGUUGUUGCGCGAGACGUUGGCUGAAGAACGCAAGAAAACCCACGAUCUACAAAAACAGCUUGCUGCUUUGGAGUGUGGCUCCGGUGUAAAUGCAGAACUAUUCCAGAGACAGAUACAGGAUCUCAAAGCAAUUGAUGCUUUGAAGAACCAGCUAGAAGGAAUGACCGAGCAGGUUCCCAGGGUGGAAAAUCUUAACACCACGUUCAACAAGAUGGUUGAUCUUAAUCAGGUAAUGCAGUCUACCGCCUUUUACCUGAGCAAAGAGCGCCACUGGGUUAAUGAGAAACUGGGCGUUGUACCGCAACCUGUCGGCUCGCAUGCACCACGAGGGGGCGAGACAGGAACUCAGUCCUCUUACUUUAAUGAGCGCGCUCCUGAAGAGCCUAAGUCGUGUGGUCAAGAGAAGAGUACUGACAGGGAGGGAUCGACCAGCCUGAGUGGCCUCACUACUCUUGAUUUACAUUACCAGGAAGAAAGAUAUCGUCGUAAAGUCGUCGUAGCCAGUCCGGCAUUGGAAGCAUCUUCACCAGCACCGGCGCCCUCGGUAAUACAGGAGCAAACGAGGCGCCGAGAAGGCUCUGCCCCCCGAUCUAUCCUACGACUUUCGACUGCCCCGACGCAGGAAACCGAUACUAUCAGACCACCUGCAAAUCACAGUCAGUACAACAGGCCUGUGGUAGCUAAAGUCAAUUCGGCAACAGGCUGUAGCAACCCUGAGAUGGUUGAACAGAUUCGGUCGGGUUUGAUCCAGCCAAAGUCUGCACGCCCUAACUGGGACUUCCCUACUAUGGAAGAUUUUGCCAAAGAAAUUCUGCCAACUGGCAAGGAUGACGGUGGAAUCGGGAAAAAGCACAGUAUCUCUUUUGUGGACAAGGAAGACCAUAUCGCAUCUCCUAACAAACGAGUCAAGUCGGAGGAAGCACCAGCCGACUCGCAACCUAAGAGUUCAGACAGGCCUUUGUUGCUUCGAACACGCCAUGUGAUCCGAAAGACGUACUCGAAGCAGUCGAACUAA